AUGUACAGCGAUCUGGAAUGUGACUAUAUCAACCCUAUCGACCUUUGCAACCGCCUGAAUACCUACAUCGUGCCCGAAGCGGCAGUACAAGCCUUCCUUACCGUCCUCUUUCUUAUCAAUGGCUACUGGAUCGCUCUGGUCCUCAAUUUGCCAUUACUCGCAUACAACGCAAAGAAAAUCUUUGAGAAUCAACAUCUUCUCGACGCGACGGAGAUAUUCAGAAAGCUCAAUGUCCAUAAGAAGGAAUCAUUCAUCAAGCUCGGCUUCCAUCUGAUUAUGUUCUUCUUCUACCUCUACAGCAUGAUAGUGGCAUUAAUAAGGGACGAAUCGCAUUGA
This is a messenger RNA of Letharia lupina, 336 nucleotides long. RefSeq lists its product as uncharacterized. Gene Ontology annotation, biological process: endoplasmic reticulum to Golgi vesicle-mediated transport. The record is from RefSeq and is a predicted model, not a curated record. Gene Ontology annotation, cellular component: endoplasmic reticulum membrane; COPII-coated ER to Golgi transport vesicle. Bases 1 to 336 code for a protein of 111 amino acids. The transcript has 4 exons. Lineage: Eukaryota; Fungi; Ascomycota; Lecanoromycetes; Lecanorales; Parmeliaceae.